Molecule: messenger RNA, 1537 nt
Organism: Hypoxylon fragiforme
Lineage: Eukaryota; Fungi; Ascomycota; Sordariomycetes; Xylariales; Hypoxylaceae
Product: subtilisin-like protein
Exons: 3
Coding region: 152-1423 (423 amino acids)
Biological process (GO): proteolysis
Molecular function (GO): serine-type endopeptidase activity
Source: RefSeq, a predicted model, not a curated record
AUAUUAUUCCCAACUCCCCUUCAUCCGGUAUAUACUUGAUCUCAAGUCCUUCUCUUGUUCUUGAAAAAGAGGGUUUUAUCAACUUGAAGACAAAUCCUCAGAAUCUUUGUCUGGCACAAAAGAGGAAAUAUCCCAAUUCCGAUUCUUCAUCAUGGCGCCCAGUCUCAGCAAGAUCUUUACCACCCUUCUCGCCCUAACCCCGCUGGGCACCUUCGCGAGCCCUUUGAACGUAUGGCGACCUACUGCCGAGUCCGGGACAUCACUGGGGGUCUUCGUUAGUAAUCCAGAUGCGACGGACGUGGUCCCCAACUCGUACAUCGUGGUCUACCACAAGAAUACUACCGACGAUGAAAUCAGCGCACACGAAGCAUCUGUCAAGAUGGCAGUCAGGAAACGCAACCUAGGCAAGCGAGGUCUCAAUGGCCAGUUACUAUCCACGAGGGUUCGUAGUUUUGCCAUGUCGGGAUGGCGCGGUAUGGCUUUGGAGUCGGACGACCUCAUGAUGAACGAGAUCAACAAUAUGGCCAUGGUCAACUAUGUCGAGGCCAACACAUACGUCAAGGCCUUUGGCCUGGUCAACCAGGCCAACGCACCCACCGGUUUGGUUCGAUUAAGUCAUGCUGAAGUGGGAGGCAACGGCUACGUGUUUGACGACGCAGGUGGUGAAAACAUUACGGCUUACAUUGUGGAUACUGGUAUAAUGGUUACGCAUGAGGAUUAUGAAGGACGGGCAACGAUGGGCUUUAACGCUGUUGAACAAGAAGAGGCUACUGAUCUAAAUGGCCAUGGCUCUCAUGUUGCAGGCACCAUUGGGGGCGCAACGUUUGGAGUGGCCAAGAAUGUCAAGCUGGUUGGCGUAAAGGUUCUUGAUGCCCAAGGAGGUGGCACCAAUGCUGACGUGAUCGACGGCCUCAACUUCGUUGCGCAAGAUGCUACCAAGGGAAAAUCUGUCAUGAACAUGUCGCUUGGUGGUCCCGCCUCCCGAGCUAUCAACGAUGCCAUUGAGCGCCUCUUCGCUAACGGGGUUGUACCCGUGGUGGCCGCUGGAAACGAGGCCCAGGAUGCGGCCAAUGUUUCCCCAGCAAGCAGCCCCAACGCCAUCACGGUUGGUGCUAUCGACCAGACCAACGACCUACAAGCAAGCUUUAGCAACUUUGGUCGCGUGGUGGACGUAUUUGCACCUGGCGUCGACGUAGAGAGCGUCGGCAUUACGAGCGAUACGGCUAGCGAAACGCUGAGCGGUACUUCUAUGGCUUCACCACAUAUCGCAGGACUUGCCGCCUACCUUAUGUCUAUCGAGGGUCUUACCGACGCCACAGCGGUCUCGGAUCGCAUAAAGGAGCUAGGUGCUGCUACUGGCGCAAGUGUUCGACGCAACACUCGAGGCACCACCGAUGUCAUUGCUAACAACGGAAACCAAUGAUGAUGAUGAUAUGGUGACGGUGACGGCGACGGUGACGGUGACGGUUCAAGCGAAGACUAUCAUUGCUAUUGUAUAUACACAUAUUAUUUUUUAAGACAGAACAAGAAGAUAGAU